Messenger RNA from Actinia tenebrosa (Australian red waratah sea anemone), 797 nucleotides. RefSeq names its product mediator of RNA polymerase II transcription subunit 7. Gene Ontology annotation, molecular function: transcription coregulator activity. Gene Ontology annotation, cellular component: core mediator complex; mediator complex. Gene Ontology annotation, biological process: regulation of transcription by RNA polymerase II. The record is from RefSeq and is a predicted model, not a curated record. Lineage: Eukaryota; Metazoa; Cnidaria; Anthozoa; Actiniaria; Actiniidae.
GCGGGUUUAUAGAAUUUUCCAAGAUGGCGGCCGAAGGUGUAUCACCUUUUCCUCUUCCUCCAACCCAAUAUUAUACCCUCUAUACAGAUAGUAAUGUCGAACAAGACAGGGCACCAAAACCGCCACCGCCUAUUGAAGGGACAUACGCUAUGUUUGGCGCUUCUUUCGAGAGUGACGAUACUAUAAUUCGGCCUUUGGAAUCACAAGGGAUUGCUCGUCUUUAUCCACAACACAGAAGACUAGAUCGAAUAACAGAAUUAAAGAAGCUUAAUCAUUCCAUCGUGAUAAACUUCCUGGAACUGCUGGAUAUCUUAAUAAAGACACCGUCAUCGGCAAAGCGUGAUGCAAAGCUUGAAGAUAUGAGACUGCUCUUCAUCAAUAUGCAUCACUUAAUCAAUGAACUUCGACCACAUCAGGCAAGAGAAACACUAAGAGUCAUGAUGGAGAGACAAAAAAGACAAAGACUAGAGACUGCAGACAAGUUACAAAAGCAUAUCAACAGAGUAGUCACGCUUCUGCAGAAUUCCUCGUCACAUUUAAACUUAAUCAUAGCACAAGAUAGCAUGGCUACUCAACAAACGAUGAUGGAUAUAGAUGAAGCAAGUAACACUCAAAAGUCAGAAAAAGCCAUCACUAAGAGAAAAGAAGAUCUUGUUGGCGACAUGCUGGAGAAGAUUACAUGAAAAUAAACCCUCUUUUGAUCUUAUUCUUACACAUUAAGUCGCUAUCCUGUGACCAGAGUCUCUGCCACUUGAUUUCUAGUGUAAAUAAAUUAAAUUGAACUUAAAGUAAAUAAA